UGUUACAGUGAAAGGCUUCAGACAAUCAAGAAAUAUUUCUUCAGUAGGGCUUUAAGUAAGACUUGGAAGUUUUAUAUUAUGCAUAUAAAUUACUUCAUUUUCCUCACAAAUGGUCGUAUGAAAAUGUAGCAGUACUUACAUCAGUACUUCAGAGAUGUGGGACUUGGAGUACUCAUUAAAUGGAGAAACAUUAACAUUUUACAUCCCUGUAUCUCUCUAAACAUGUCUGCAGCUCAAAUGUAAAAUUAAUCCAAGCAGAAGAGGUGCCAAGAUGAUAAUUUUGAAAUGGUGGUUCUGCUGAACUGUUGUCAUGGUUGUACUCUAAUUGGAGACAGCCUGGGAAUACUGGGAAGUUUUGUAGCUCUGGCCUGGAUUCGCCCACGGUCGCAGAUGCUUUGGAGUGUCCUGCUGCUGCUUGAACUCAUCCUCAGGUCAUGGACCCUUCGACUUGAGUUCACACGGAGUUCCAGUCUGUCCAGGACAACAGUACAGAAACACUGCUGUUAUCAGAAUGUUCCCAGGCACAGUGGAGGAAGAUGAUAAGGGGUACAACAGGGAGUGAAAACAACAGCCCAGCCACUAACAAGCACCAGACACUCGUGGUACAGAAGGCAAACAAGGCCCAUGGCAAACACAGGAGUCUGUCAACAGAUCAACAGCAACAGCAGCUACAAAUGUGAUCCAGCACAGUAUUCCAGUAAAAUCUGUUGUUACUUUGAACCCUUCAAGCCUCACAUUGGAUGCUGAAAAGAACAUUUGUGCCAGUGAACAACUAUGCUCCCCAACAGUAAAGUGAGAAAGUGUGUUGGUUGAGAGCCAGACAAUUUCACAGGUAAAGCAAAAGCUGCACACAAGCAAAGGCAAACAUGGAAUUAAUUCACCACUUGCCAAAGGCAGGCAGGUGUCCAGCCAUCUCCAGGAAAGCAGGGCUCCAUCCUACGUAAUGGUUACUUAAGAUGACAAAUGCCAUCACUCCAUCCUCCCCAUCCUCCCCCUAGCUGAGCUUGAUGCCACAUGGUCUGGAGUAUCCCUUUGGCCAGCUGUGGUCAGUUGUCCCAGCUUGUCCUCCCCCAGCUCCUUGUGCACUCCCAGCCUCCUCCCUGGGGGGGUGAGGGGCAGAAAGGCCUUGGCUCUGUUUGAGCUCUGUCCAGCAAUAUCAAAACUUCCCUGAAUUGCCAACACUGUUUUCAGUACAAAUUCAAAAUACAGCCUCAUACUGGCUCCUAUGGAGAAAAUUAACUCUAUCCCAGCAAAAACCAGCAUAAUUUGAAAGAGAAAUAGUAAGAUUGCUUUCUUUAUAAUGAAAAUAAUGAUAUAAGGUGCUGGAUUUUUAAAGACCCAGUGGAGUUUCUUCAAGCUUCAAGGCACCAGAUGAACAUGAGACCUUGUUAUACCAUCUACAGAGAAGCAAUUCCUUCAUUGCCUGUCUGGAACUACAUUCCCUUAACUGAGCACACGGUUGACUUGACAGAUGGUAUGUUAGCUGAGUUAAACAAAACUCCUGGAUUCUGAAGGCUCGUGUCACAGAAGCCCAGGGACGUGGAAGGAGAGCAUGAGGAGAUUGUGAUUUGGAGUCGUGGAGAAUUCACAGUCUUUCCACAAUGGCAGAAAGGACAGAUUAUACAAAAUCACAAAUUUCACUGGCUGAAUACAGCCCUGUCAAUAAAUCAGAAAGGACAGAUCAAAGGGGAAAACAGGAUGGAGACCAAAAUACAUUGCAACUGAAGAAAGAAAUAUCUUUAUUAAAUGGGAUAAGCCUUAUAGUAGGCAACAUGAUUGGUUCAGGUAUCUUUGUCUCGCCCAAAGGAGUUCUCAUCUACAGCAAAUCUUAUGGAUUGUCUUUAAUAAUUUGGGCAGUUGGAGGGAUAUUUUCAGUCUUUGGAGCUCUCUGCUAUGCCGAACUUGGAACCACUAUUACAAAGUCAGGAGCCAGCUAUGCAUAUAUCUUGGAGUCUUUUGGGAGCUUCAUUGCUUUUAUUCGUUUGUGGACCUCACUCCUGAUUGUUGAACCAACUAGUCAGGCAAUCAUUGCCAUCACCUUUGCAAACUACAUCGUGCAGCCUUUCUUCCCUUCCUGUGACCCUCCGUAUGUGGCUUGUCGACUCAUAGCAGCUGCUUGUGAAUGCCUUUUAACAUUUAUAAAUUGUGCCUAUGUUAAGUGGGGCACACGUGUGCAGGAUGUAUUUACUUACGCUAAAGUCCUUGCUCUUAUCGCCAUCAUCAUCGCCGGACUUGUUCAAAUCUGCCAGGGACACACAUGGCACUUUAAGAACUCUUUUGAGGGAUCCUCUACUGAUAUUGGAGAAAUCUCCCUUGCAUUAUAUUCUGCCUUAUUUUCUUACUCUGGCUGGGAUACACUCAAUUAUGUAACAGAAGAAAUCAAAAACCCAGAAAGGAACUUGCCCCUGGCUAUUGCAGUAUCUAUGCCAAUUGUGACUAUUAUCUAUAUUAUGACCAAUAUAGCUUACUAUACAGUGCUGGAUGCUCAUGCUGUUCUCUCUAGUGAUGCUGUGGCAGUGACAUUUGCUGACAGGAUAUUUGGUAUGUUCAGCUGGACAAUUCCCAUUGCUGUAGCCUUUUCUUGCUUUGGAGGACUUAAUGCUUCAAUUCUAGCAUCAUCAAGGCUAUUUUUUGUAGGAUCUCGGGAAGGUCACCUUCCUGAUCUGUUGUCUAUGAUCCACAUAAAGAGGUUCACACCUGUGCCAGCUCUACUCUUCAAUUGUUUUAUGACCCUUAUUUACCUGGCUGUGGAAGAUGUCUUCAAGCUGAUUAAUUACUUCAGCUUCAGUUACUGGUUUUUUGUUGGUCUGUCUAUUGCUGGGCAGUUAUAUCUACGUUGGAAAGAACCAGAUCGGCCAAGACCUCUUAAGCUGAGUCUGGCUUUCCCAAUAAUAUUCUGUAUAUGCACAAUAUUUCUGGUGGUAGUGCCACUCUAUAGUGAUUUUAUAAAUUCAGUGAUUGGAAUUGCCAUUGCUUUAUCUGGAAUUCCAUUCUUUUUCUUGGGAGUCUAUUUACCUGCAUCAAGGAGACCUCAAUUUAUUAACAAGAUUAUGGGUGCAAUCACACGAAACAUACAGCUGCUCUGUUACUGUGUUUUAACAGAGAUGGACCCAAAUGAAGAAAAGAAACCAGAAAUCAAAUCCAAGUAAAGUUUAAAGCCAUUAUAAGAAGCAGGAGGGAGGACAAAGCAAUUGCACAAAUGAAAGGGAAGAGCUGGAACUGGAAGACACAGAAAAACUGUUUUUGGUGGUCUUUCAGAAAUGCUGUAAAUAUUCUUACUUGCAGAUGGGUUCCAACGUGGGUCAUGCCCUUGUGUCAUCCUCCUAAAGUGUAGCAUGUUUUUAGGGCAGGUUUUCAUUGGAUAAUGAUUACCUACUCAUUACCUACUCACACAAGCUGUGUGUCAAUACUGUUUUUUCUUCAGAAUUGGUACAAAAAUGGUAAGAGCUAAUGGAUCAAAUUAGAUUUUUGCAGAACCAGGUGGUGAAGUAAUGCAAUAUUACAUCAGACUGAAACCCACUUUGACUCCAAAGACUAAGUCAUUUCCAGCCUAAUUCUGAUGGAUGCUUGCAUGAAAUGAUUUGCUGUACUGUCUCAGUUAUUUUCCCAGAAGAAAACUGGGAAACAACAAACUACUUCAUUUGUUUUUCUGCCCCAAUGAUAAAUUAAGUUCUGCUCCAUUAUUUAUAGACUGAACCAACCUUUCUCCCUUAAAGAUUUUAUUCUGUAUGCUACAUGGAAAUGUAUCUGACUGUGGCAAGGAUUUAAUCAACUAAGCAUCUUGCCACUAAAGAUUUGAUUAAUGGUUGAUUUUUUUCUUGUAAACUCAUUAGUACUUUGUGUUGUAUUGCAUUCUCAUAUGUUUUAGUUGCAUUAUGUUGUACUUUGGUUUAUCCCAGUUCUCUUUUAUAAUGGUUCUGCCCCUACUGCCUCCUCCCUCCUUUUUAAUGUCAAUCUCCCUACCUCCUCCCCCUGUUCCCCAAAAGUGGCUGAACCUUCCCUUAACUCCUCCCCUGUGUCCUGUCAAUCACUCAAUGGCCCAGCCCCUCCCUCUAGAAACUUCUACCAAGGGCAUCGAAUGACUGGCUCAGGCACCAGGGCCCCUCCCUCGGGUAGCCCUUAUUGGCCCCCACCUGCCUGUUUCCCCGAUCCCCUGCCCUCCUGCAGCCCCAGUGACUGGCAGGCAAACCCCUCCCUGCUUUACUCCCCCCUUUACACCAGCCUGUGCAGCCCAACUCUGGGUGUUCAGUUGGCUGCAUCCCUUGGGUGAAGGGUCUCCUUUGAGCUCUGUAAUAAACCUGGCCUUUGCCCUGACUGGA
This is a messenger RNA of Serinus canaria (Common canary), 4319 nucleotides long. It is a transcript of the gene SLC7A6, whose product is annotated as solute carrier family 7 member 6. The coding region runs from base 1602 to 3149 and encodes 515 amino acids. Gene Ontology annotation, molecular function: L-amino acid transmembrane transporter activity. NCBI's taxonomy places the organism in Eukaryota, Metazoa, Chordata, Aves, Passeriformes, Fringillidae. The transcript has 12 exons. Gene Ontology annotation, biological process: amino acid transmembrane transport. The record is from RefSeq and is a predicted model, not a curated record. Gene Ontology annotation, cellular component: membrane.